Octopus sinensis (East Asian common octopus) is the source of this 579-nucleotide messenger RNA. Its product is annotated as trichohyalin-like. NCBI's taxonomy places the organism in Eukaryota, Metazoa, Mollusca, Cephalopoda, Octopoda, Octopodidae. The transcript has a single exon. Bases 1 to 579 code for a protein of 192 amino acids. The record is from RefSeq and is a predicted model, not a curated record.
AUGGGGAAGGCUAUUAGUAGGGAACAAGAGUCACAAGAACAGAGGGAACAUAGACAAGAACAAGAUAGAAUGGCAACGGCUAUUAGUAGGGAACAAGAGACAGAAGAACAAAGGGAACAUAGGCAAGAGCAAAUAGAAUGGGAACUGCUAUUAGUAGGAAAAGAGACUCAAGAACAGAGGGAACAUAGGCAAGAACAAGAUAGAAUGGCAACGGCUAUUAGUAGGGAACAAGAGACUCAAGAACAGAGGGAACAUAGGCAAGAACAAGAUAGAAUGGCAACGGCUAUUAGUAGGGAACAAGAGUCACAACAACAAGGGAACAUAGACAAAAACAAGAUAGAAUGGCAACGGCUAUUAGUAGGGAACAAGAGACAAAAGAACAAAGGGAACAUAGGCAAGAGCAAGAUAGAAUGGGAACUGCUAUUAGUAGGGAACAAGAGACUCAAGAACAGAGGGAACAUAGGCAAGAACAAGAUAGAAUGGCAACGGCUAUUAGUAGGGAACAAGAGUCACAACAACAAAGGGAAUGCCGACGAGAUCGGAACACAAGAAGAAAUUCAGUUAGGAGGAACCAACUAA